AUGGACGGUUUGCGUCAACGCUGGCGUUUGGGGGACUCUGAGGAGGAGAAAGGCUGGGAGGCCUGCGCCGCCCAGGCAGCGGAGCUCUUCCGACUGAAGGACACUGUGGCCUCCCUCUAUGCCUGGGGCCUUCUGCCGAGGAAAACCGGUCGUCAACUCCUCGAUGCCAUGACGCAGGAGAUGAAGAUGGCACCCCGGAUUCUGGAUCCCAUCGCGGGCACCGGACUUCACGCCGCCCGGGGGACCCGGUUCUUUGGGGUGAUCUUGGCAGACUCAGUGCAUGGGGGAUCCACCCAGAGCAGUGGUGCGGACACGCAAUACUUGCAGCAGUGCAUCAGCUCAGGCUCCUCCGCCCGGGCAGCCGCAGCCGCUCAGACGGCGGCGGCGCAGGCAGCGGUGGCUGCCGCCGGGCCGGCGCUGGUCUGGGCUGAGCUUCAGCACCUCGACAUUUUCGAUGCGGGAGAGGCUGCUGCGGCUUGGUGGCAACAGCACGGUGAGGCGCCGAACGCUGUGCUGAUGCUCUCCUUCCCACCACCGCCGCCUUCGGAGGUGGCCGAGGCGGCCCUGCGUCGUUUCGGAGGACGCUGGGUCCUGUUCAUCGGCGAGUGGCGUGGCUGUACUGGUUCAAAGGCUUUCUUCGACCGCUUGGAGGCCGAGUGGCGCUUGCUUGGGACCUUUGAAGUGCCCCGCUGGCCGAUGAUGGAGGACCCGAUGCCCAAGGAUUCUCGUGCCUUUGAAGAAGUGGACGCGAGCGACAUCCGCUCCAAAAGGUUCGAUCCUGCACUGGCCGCCCCACAUGAUCUCAACGAUCUCAAGGAAGUGCUAGUCGCUCUAGCUCACGCAGUUCCUCAGGGAAAGAACUAG
Molecule: messenger RNA, 864 nt
Organism: Durusdinium trenchii
Lineage: Eukaryota; Dinophyceae; Suessiales; Symbiodiniaceae
Source: the annotation of a GenBank genome assembly